CAGACGACGCUGCCACCGUAUCUUACAGCAACCUCUUCCAGUACUAGCUUAAGUCAGUUUGUAAAUUGUUUUGCACAUGUUGGCGUCCAGGUCUCGUAAUCAUCAUGAUAAAAUUUUAUAAUCCUUUUGCGAUGAAUGCAGCCCAGCAACCAACUCCUCCAAAAUCUUCGGAAACAGAUGUGCCGGAAAAGAAGCGCGUACCUGUCUUCAUGCAAGACGAACAAUGGGACAAUUUGGCAUUGUACUUUAUUGGGAAUCAACAAAAAUAUCGCGAAAACAUCAUUAUUCCCAACGCAUGGGGUCGUGGCGAUAUCAAAUCAAAUGAGGACAAAACUAUGGAAUGGGUUAUGGAAAGUUGUGGUUUUAAGAGUAUAAUGAGCUGUGUUGUAGGUUAUGGAUUGGGAUUUGCAAUUGGACUAUUUACUACUAGUGUACAACCAAAUGUUGCAGUUGUUGAAAAACAACAAACAGCCAGAGAAGUUUUCAAAGACAUGAAAAAGACUACUUUGUCUUAUGCCAAAAAUUUUGCUCUUAUUGGUUUUCUCUUCUCAGGUGUUGAAUGUACAAUAGAAUCUUAUCGAGGAAAAAGUGAUUGGAAAAAUGGCACUUAUGCAGGAGCAUUAUCAGGAGGCAUUAUAGGGCUGAGAGCGGGUGUUAAAGCUGGCAUUAUAGGGGCAUGUGGUUUUGCAGCCUUUUCAACUGCAAUAGAUUAUUACAUGCACUCAGACUGAAACAAUUAUUGUUAGUUAAUGUGUAAAUAUAUAUUUUAGUAUGAACUUGUUAUUGUAUCAAUAAGUAUUGUUGAAAAUAACAUGAAUGUGGAUAAUGUUACAUGAAUAAUGAAUUAUCAAAAUAAUUUAUUAUGAUAGAGCAGUUGACUAAGAACUACAGAAAUUUUUCUAAGCCUAUAAACAAUAAAUAUUCAAUGACGCAGAAAAUUCCAAUAUAGAUCACAUGUAAAUUAAUAAUUGUCAUUGUUUUUAUGUCUGAAUAUGAAGAUGUAAGAUGACUUACAUAAUAAUUACUUUAAAAAAAUCAUAUUUAGAAAUAAAAGCUUCAAAUGACUGUAAUGUUUAUAUGUACAAAACUUCUGAAAAUAAAAACAAUCUAACCAAAUUCUAAGACAAAAAUGAA
Trichogramma pretiosum is the source of this 1134-nucleotide messenger RNA. RefSeq names its product mitochondrial import inner membrane translocase subunit Tim22-like. Gene Ontology annotation, molecular function: transmembrane protein transporter activity. The transcript is spliced from 4 exons. The coding region runs from base 105 to 731 and encodes 208 amino acids. Gene Ontology annotation, cellular component: TIM22 mitochondrial import inner membrane insertion complex. Gene Ontology annotation, biological process: protein insertion into mitochondrial inner membrane. NCBI's taxonomy places the organism in Eukaryota, Metazoa, Arthropoda, Insecta, Hymenoptera, Trichogrammatidae. The record is from RefSeq and is a predicted model, not a curated record.